AUGGGGUUGGCUUUGGGUUGGGCGGUUGGAGUGCUGGUGUUUGUGUUGGUUUCUGUUUUAGGAGGAAUGGGGGAUUGGGGUUUUCGUGUUGGUUUCUGUUUUGAGAGGAAUGGGAGGAAGGGUGUUGUCUUUGGCUUGGGUAUUGGCUUUGGUGUUUUUUUCGGUGUUGGGAGAAAGGGUGCUCUUGUUGGCUUGGGCUGUUGGAGUGGUGUUGGCUUUGGUGUUGGUUUCGGUGUUGAGAGGAAGGGUGCUCUUGUUGGCUGGGGCUGUUGGAGUGGUGUUGUCUUUGGUGUUGGUUUCGGUGGUGGGGGUUAUAGUGUUCUUGUUGGCUGGGGCUGUUGGAGUGGUGUUGUCUUUGGUGUUGGUUUUGGUGGUGGGGGUUAUGGUGUUCUUGUUGGCUGGGGCUGUUGGAGUGGUGUUGUCUUUGGUGUUGGUUUCGGUGGUGGGGGUUACGGUGUUUUUGGUGACUGGGGCUGUUGGAGUGGUGUUGGCUUUGGUGUUGGUUUCGGUGGUGGGGGUUAUGGUGUUCUUGGUGGCUGGGGCUGUUGGAGUGGUGUUGGUUUUGGUGUUGGCAUGGGUGUUGGGAGGAAGGGUGUUGGCUUUCGCUUGGGUGGUGGUUUCUGUGUUGGGGUUAAUUCCACUUCCUCUUGGCUGCUGAUGUUUUGUUUUGUCCAAGCUCCUUUGUAA
Molecule: messenger RNA, 687 nt
Organism: Impatiens glandulifera
Lineage: Eukaryota; Viridiplantae; Streptophyta; Magnoliopsida; Ericales; Balsaminaceae
Product: keratin-associated protein 19-2-like
Exons: 3
Coding region: 1-687 (228 amino acids)
Source: RefSeq, a predicted model, not a curated record